CCUAUGAGGGGGGUAGCGGGCGCGGCCUCGCGCCAGGCGGGAUCCAAUAAGAAGGCAGGGGCGGGGACUGGAGGGUUCUAGCAGGUUCCAGAAGGCUGGUGGGAAAAAGGAAAGGCGGGCGCAGGAAGGAGGAAAGGCUUAACUAGAAGCGGCAGCGGUGGCGCGGGAGACUUGGCCGGCGCCAUGGAGAAGGUGGGCGAAGUGGCUGGAGCUUUUUAGUAACCGCAAAGGCUCAUGGGAAGGUGGCGGUGCUAAAGGGGGUCUCGGGAAGGGGAGAGAGGGGGAGAAAAUGUGGUGUUAGGUGCUGCUGAGAUUAUUUUUUGCAAGGGAUUCUGGGGAAAAAGGGGUUCUGACGGGAGAGGGGGUUUCUUUUUGAAAAGGUGGUCGGGGCAAAGGAUCAUGGGAAGGACUGAGGGGGGUGUUAGGAAUGGGAAGGGGGUCUCGGGUAGUUUUUGACGGGAUGAUUGCGAAGAGGGGGCGGCUAUACCUGCAAAGCAUUAUGGGAAGCCUUCGUGGGUCAGGUCAUGAGGGGAUAUUGAAGGGAGCAAGACUACCUCCUCAUAAGGGGCCUUCUGCGGGGGGGGGGGGCUGAACUGCGAAGGUCCUGAAGGGAUAAAGAAAUAAAGGGCUCUGCAAGGCCUCGUGUGAAGAAAUGAGAUGGGGAAGGGGGUCUGCGGGGGGAAGGCUAGGCUUGUAAGGUCUGAAGUGGGGAAGGUUUAUGGGCUCUCUGCCAGACAUCAUGGAGGGGUUUUCAGCAAAUACAUACUGUAGUUGAUGGGGCUACAUCCGAAUUAGGGGUCCUGGAGUAUCACGGCAGGGCUAGGAGUGUAGGGGGAAGGGGCCAUGGCAUAUGAAUUGGAGGGCUGAAUGGCAGGGUUUGUGGGGCUGGUGGAUUCAGUAGUGUGUGGGGCAGAGGAACUAGAUUUCUGUGAGGGAUAGCAAGAAGCUUGAUUUAUUAAUUUCAUAAAAUGUAUAUAACCCUUGAUUGCAGGGGUCAUUGAACCAAUAAUGUCAUUGGAGGGUGGGAAUUAAGGUCUGUAUCAUCAAAGAGGUCAUGAGAAUGAUAGACCAUUAAAAAGGCGGCUACAGAGUUAGAGCUUGAGGCGAGGCUCCUUGCAGCAUGGUUUGCGAGCUCGGUUUUGUAGGAAAAAACUUAUAUUAAUAAGUAAUCUGUGAUGGUUUGAAGACGGUGCCAUACCAUACAUUCAAAACUUAAUGACUUUCUGCAAAGAAUUCUGGGAACUGUAGUUUUUCCCUUCACAGAACUACAGUUCACAGCAUCUCUAACAAACGAUUCCCAGGAUUCUUUGGGGGAAGUCAUGAGUUUUAAAUGUGUAUUGGGUGUGCUUUAAAUGUAUGGUGUGGAUCUACUGUGAGUGGACUCUUGAACCAUCACAGGUAAUUUAUGUGCAUAAGUUUAUUUCUAAAGCCUAUCCCUCAAGCUAUGCCCCACACCAAUGCAGCUAGUACUGCUCCUCAGGUAAUCCCCAUUUCCCACUCGGCACUGUUCCUCACCACAGUAUUCCCCUCCCAAGCUGAAAUCCUCACCUUCUUCCUCAGUCCUGGGAUGCAGUCUUUGAGGUGGAGCCCAUGAGGGAAGCAGUGUCUUGACAGACAUCUUGAAUAAGAUGUAGCAGCCUGAUGGAUUUUGGUAGAUAGGGUGGCCUGUUGUGGAGCAUGCAAUUAAAAUAGCACAAAUGCCAAAAGCUCUACCUCAUUUUGGAAAUUUGAUAUUUAAUAUUUAUGGAAGCUCCACUAGGGGUUGUGAUUUCUAAGGCCUGGAUUGCCGCAGGAAUAAUCUUGCAGGAAGAUCUGUAGAAUAGCUUUAGGGGCACAUGGUGACAGUAUGUGUGGAACCGUUGGAACUAGGAAAGGACUGUAGCUUAAUAAUGUAGCUCUUACUCUGUUGGUACAAGAUCCCAGCUGUAAUUCCUGGUAUCUCUAGGUAGGACUUGGAAGUUGGUAUGGUGUAAAGCUGUAGGCCUUCCAGUCUUGUGUAUACAGUGCUGAGCUAGAUGGACCAAAGUUCUGAUCCAGUAAAGGCAGCUUCCUAUAUUUCUAGGUGAAUUGUAUAGUUUUGGUAGCAUGAGCAAGUUGAUGGCAGUUUUCUGAGUGAAAUGCUUUAGGUGCGGAUGCAGCUCUAUAACCCUUGUGAGAUGAAGCAAAAAGGUAGGCUGAGCAAGGCUCAGUGGGGCAUUGCAGCUUUUAAAAAGCCUGUUUGUUUUCCAAAGGAGCCUUCUGAGCCGAUCUCAGCCUGCAUGUUGCAGCAUGUUCGGCACCUGCUAGAAGGAAACUUUUGAGGUAGGAAUUGCUGUCACACUUGGGAGUGAUGGCCGUGGUCAACAGUAGAGACCCGUUCUUUGUAUCCAAAAGCUCCUAGGUUCAGACCCUCACAUCUCCCAGUAGGGGCUGGGAAUGGCUUUUACCUGGGACCCUGGAGAGGCACUGCUAGACAGUGUAGACAGUCCUCAGUUAGAUGGACCAACAACCUGAUUCUUCAUAAGGCAGUUCCUGUGACUAGCAACUGUUGCACUAAGGUCUUUCCCAGUCUUCUUAGCAAAGAGCCUUUUAAAUUGGAACUACUGUAAACCUAAAGCAUUUUGCUUGCAAAGCAUGUGGUAUACCACUGAGCUAUGGUGCCAACUCACUUCCUGACAUAGGAGCUGCCUCCCCAUUCCAAAUUGUUGUGUGUCUUUUGUAUGUGAAAAUGGGUGUAGGAAGAAAGUAAUCUUCAACAAAACAGGCCUCAAGCUUAGCAAGGUGGUGAUUCCACACCGUCAAGUGAAAAACAGAGCCCGUUGCGCCGAGUGUUUAGGUGAAUCUGCCAAGGUUAUACCAUGGCAACCUGGCUGCAGUCCACCUGCAUCACUUCACAAUACUGGCCUCAGCUUUCUUUCUCUCCCCACUGUCCCUCCUAAAUGUUUGGUGUGUGGCUGUAGGGUAAUAUUCUUCUUCUAGAGAAAGUUUACCACCUCCAUGCCUUGCCUGCCAAUUUGUGCCCUUUCUGCAUGUGACAUCUUGCUGUGUUUUAUUGUACAGCUGUGUCUCCCUCUAAGACUGAAAGGGCUCUAAAAUCCUUACAUGUGUAGCCUGAACGUUUUGUCCCAAAUUAAUGCAGCUAAGUGGAGAUUGUUUUCCCCUUGGCUGUCUGUAAUUUCAGCAAGCAACCCCUAUCUGAAUAGAGCCGUGAUUCAGAGGGAGCUGCCUCCAGCUUCCUGUCCCCCUUAGGAGCAGCCUUGGACACAGCAGGGACAACAUUCUAUUUGCAUCAGCAGAUGGUGGGCUGCUAAUUCAUUUGGGCUGCGGAUGCUGCAGUUUCAACUCCCUUGGCUACCUGUGGAGGCGGUGACUCAUACCUGGGGGCCUGUCCCUCAGGCUCACGUCAUUUCUUUCUAGAGGGAAACAGUCGCUGGGAAUAUCUUGCAGCAGCUUUGGCCAACUUACUCACCUUCAGGUGGGAAAGAAGUGUCUCACAUCUGUCACUCGUAAGAAGAAAAGUGCGCCCACUUGUAAGCAAUAGAGGGUUCAACACUUUCUGUGUCAUAUGAAACUGCAAAGAAGUGCAACAUAUUAUUCCCUAUAGAGAUGCAUAUUUGAAUGCAGUCCUGUGCAACAUAAGCCCUGGCAGCUAAAUUCAGCCAGGUGGAUUGUGGAGCCUUGUAAAAUGGAAUGCCCAACAACUGACUUCUAUCUGGCAGUGAUGGUUGAGAAUUGGUGUCUUAUUGCAGAUAUUUAGAGUACAAGAAACCUAAACCUGAACCACUUAACAACUGUUGCCACACUAUACAGAUUUCAUUAGCUGAAGUCUGUUUAUUUCUUACAGUUGCUAUAGUCUGAGGUAGGCAGACUUGGAGGUCUUUUUUAAAAAACAAAACAAAAGCGCAUUCCCAAGAUCUACCAAUGAAAGUCAAGUACAGGCAUAGGCAAACUCAGCCCUCCAGAUGUUUUAGGACUACAACUCGCACCAUCCCUGGCUAACAGGACCAGGGGUCAGGGAUGAUGGGAAUUGUAGUCUCAAAACAGCUGGAGGGCCAGGUUUUCCUAUGCCUGGUCAAGUACAAAAGAUAGAGUAAGAGUUAAGGAGCAGGGUGCCUCUGAACAUAUUCCAAGUCUUGGGAUUUGUGUUCAGUACUUUCUUAAUUUCAGCAACCUAAUUUAGGUGGGAAAGUCAUUUUUUGUUGCUAUUGUUAAGCAGUUGGGAAUGGGAAACUCGGCCAGUUAAUCAUGACCCAUCUUCUCCCUGUCCCUGCUUAGUGGCUAAGAGGUUAAGAGACUGAGCUACAAAAUGUCGAAUUCCUUGGUUCACAUCUUGCAUCUGCCCUUAACUCACAAGCCACCCUCAGCCCCUCCAUCUGCAAUUCCCCCCCAACUCUUUAUAUGCUGCUUUCUGGUUAAAAGGCUGCCAAAGUGGUGAACAGCAUAUUAAAACAAAAUACAGUGGUACCUCAGGUUACAGACGCUUCAGGUUACAGAUUCCGCUAACCCAGUACCUCGGGUUAAGAACUUUGCUUCAAGAUGAGAACAGAAAAUGUGCGGCAGCAGCAGGAGGCCCCAUUAGCUAAAGUGGUGUCUCAGGUUAAAAACAGUUUCAGGUUAAGAAUGGACCUCCAGAACAAAUUAAGUUCUUAACCCAAGGUACCACUGUACAAAAAUGCCAUAAAGCAUCAAUCAAAUGUAAAAAGGCAAAAUCACACCAUGGGAGUGCAAGAGGCAAGCCAUUCCAAAGUCAGAUGCUUUUGCUAACCCUGUAUCCCACUCAAGGAGCUGGAAAGCUUGAGAGGAGGGGGAUAAGUAAUGAUGACCUACCUUUUGGCGCUUUUGCUAGGAUUGCAACUAGAGAUGUAAGAAUUGCAUUGAUGUAUUAUUACUGUAAGUUGUGUGUUUUGCCUUGGGUAAGUAGCUGAAAAUGGAUGUGCAAUAAACUUUCAGAGGCCAGAAACUUACUUUCUCCCCCUCCCCCCCAAAAAAAACUGAAAAAAGUCUGCUGAAGAGAGGAGGGCCUUUUGCUUGCUGACCAUCAAACUCCAAUUUUUAGCAAAAAUGCCUCAAUUCAAGGUUAUAGCAACAGUGGGAGUUAGAAUCAGGUGUUUACUCAUCUGGGAUGCUCAGAGUUUGGUAAGAAGUAGUUCACUGGAGCAAUAGGUUCUUUUUCUGGGUUACUAGUGCACGGAAUCCUCAGCAAGCUUUUGACUUCUUUUUUUAAUUCCCACCAGGUGAAUGAAUUGAAAGAGAAGGGUAACAAAGCCCUGAGCUCAGGCAACACAGCAGAAGCUAUCAAGCACUACUCGGAGGCCAUCAAAUUGGAUUCUGCCAAUCAUGUGCUGUACAGCAAUCGGUCUGCUGCUUAUGCCAAGAAAGGCGAAUAUCAGAAAGCCCUGGAAGAUGCUUGCAAGACAAUUGAACUGAAGCCAGAGUGGGGCAAGGUGGGGAACCCCCUUCUAGCCAAGGAGACAUGACACAGCUGUGGAGAAAUGCCCAUUCCAUACACCAGGUGUGAGAAACCUUUUGGCUCUUCAGACGUUACUGAAUUGUCAACUCCCAUCAGCCCCAGCAAGCAAGGCCAAGGGCAAUGGGAGUUGUAGUUCAGCAACGUAUGGAGGGUGAAGGUUUCCCCAUCCUUGCCAUAUACCAUUAUUCUGUUUGGUGGACUUGUGAUUCCAGAAUGAGAGCCCCAAGGCUUUGCCCUCCCUCACUUCACAAGGAACAAGAGAGAAGUGGGCAUUAAAUGCCUGGCAAUGAAGUCACUGCAGUUCAGGCGUGGCAUUUUCUUCCAGCUGUGUGUGCGCGCUGGGGAAGCACUGUGUAGCUCAGUGGUAAAGCAUGUCCUCUGCAUGUAAAAGGUCCAGUCCUCAGCAUCUUCAGGCAGGGUUGGGUAAGAUUCUCAUUUGAAUGGAAUUUGGGGGAGCCACUAUCGGUCAGUGUAGACAAUAACAAAAGAAAAAAAAUUCAUUAUUGAAGUUCCUACUACAUUUUUAUCCUUUUAAGGCACUCGGGGUAGCAUAAAUUGCGCUCCCCCACCCCUAUCCUGAGGUAGGUCAGACUGAGAGAUAAGUAACUGGCUUGAUGUCACCCAGUGAAUUCCAUGGCUGAGUAGGGAUUUGAACCCAGGUCUAACCUACCGCACCACACUGCAGAUACUUGGCCCAAAGUGUGUCAUGCACCACUGUUGCAUAUGCAAGGUCUGCAGGCUAAAGAAGGUUCUUCCUUGCAACUGUUGCAUUGGUUUACAACAACUGGUAGUUGGCAUAGUCAAUUAGGCAAGUAGCUGCCUUCAAGCAUGGGUGAAUUAGAGUUUUGUAUAGUCCUUCAUGUCAGUUUUGGAAAACUGAUAUAUUGGCUGCUCUGCCUUGUCUCAUACCGUAUUUGCUGACCUGGCUGCUCUUCUUCUCUUCUCAGGGCUAUUCCCGAAAGGCAGCUGCCUUGGAAUUUCUGAACCGCUUUGAAGAGGCCAAGAAGACAUAUGCAGAAGGGCUGAAACAUGAGCCAGGCAACGCACAGUUGAAGGAAGGGCUGCAAAACAUGGAGUCCAGGCAUGCAGGUGAUGGAAGUCACACCCAGAUCUGCUUCCUUCCUUAUCUCUUAAGACUUGCCUACAUGAACUAGUUCUGUGGCUAACGUGACAUGGAAGUUUGAGAAAUUAUCCCAUGACAAAGAAUUGGAUAAAUUGUCCUAGGAAAGGCAGUGUUCCCCAUCCUUGCUGCCCUCCAGGUUUUAUUGGACUGCAGCUCUCAUUAGCCUCCCCAUCCUUGCUGCCCUCCAGGUUUUAUUGGACUGCAGCUCUCACUGGCCAUGCUGGCUGAGGCUGAUGGGAGUUGGAGUCCCCUGACAUCUAGAGGGCAGCAGAUUGGGGAAAGCUGGCGUAAGGGGAUCCAUGCUGAUGAAGCUUCAUAACUACUGGACAACUGAUUUCAGUAACCUUCCCUGCCUCUACCCUGUACCACAAAGGGAAAUGGCUUUGUUACAGGGGUUGUGAUGCAGAUUUCAAUAAUAAAAUUGAAGAGCAUCAAAUACACAUAUAGCUGGAUUUGACUGUUGAUAAGAGGGCCAUGUCGUGAUGGCACAUGCUUUUCCAGUGAAGUCAUGAAGGUUUUCUUGGUGGUUGCUUGUCAGUUGUGAGAGCCCCACUUGACAUCUCUCUGGAAACAUAUCUGAGUUAGGAGAGCGUAAGCGACACAGCUGAGCUUUGAAGACUGUUGGAUCUUAAAAUGAUUUGAUUUAAUAAAUAAUAAUAAAUUAUUUAUACCCCGCCCUCCCCAGCCAGAACCGGGCUCAGGGCGGCUAACACCAAUAAAAUUACAAUAAAACAUAAUUGGGGUGGGGGGAACAAAAACAAAAAAUACCAGUUAAUUAAAAUACAGGUUAAAAUAGAAUUUAAAAUGUAGCUUUUCAAAUGCUCAGCAUAAGAGCAUAACUACUGUGUACCAUUCUGGUGGCUUCGCCUCAAAAAGCAUAAUGUAGAGUUACAAAAGGACAUCCCCAAAUAAGGGGAUGGAGCAACUCCUCCAUGAAGAAAAGUUGUAGUGUUGGGACUUCCUAGUUUAAAGACAAGAGGCGGCAUGAUAGAAGUUUACCAAAUUAUGCAUGGCAUGGAGAAAUUGACUAGAGAAAAGUUUUUCUCCCUCAGAACUAGAAUUUGUGGAAAUCCCUUGAAGCUGAAUGUUGGAAGAUUCAGGACAGAUAAUAGAAAGUACUAUGUUGUGUGUAGUUAAACUAUGGAACGCAUUAUCAUAGGAGGCAGUGAUGGUGGGUUUAAAAGUGAAUUGGACAAAUUCAUGGCAGAAAGGGCUAUCCAAGGCUUCUAGCCAUGAUGGCUGGGUUCUGCCUGCACAGUUGGAGACAGUAACAUUUCUGAAUACCAGUUUCUGGAAACCACAGAAAGGGAGAGAGCUCUUGAGUGACACAGAAUUUCUGGAGACCGACAGGUCGGGCAUCCAUAGCAGUGACCAGAGGAGGAAUGACUGCUAGGAGGAGCGCAGAGAAGAAACAUCAUGGUGCAUCUGUAGCACAACCAAACACCCCAAUACCCUUUUACUUGACAGAAAAUCAUGAAACUACAGGUCUUUAGUGCCUGAUGCUGUGAGAACACCUGGUGCAUUUGCUCCACCAGCUGAACUCACUCAAGAUGAAGGAAAGAGGGAGUGCUUCUGUUUCCUUAUCAAAGCCUUCUUUAACCUGGUGCCCUCCAGAUGUUUUGGACUACAGCUUCCAUCAGCCCUAGCCAACACUGUCAUGGAGGGCGCCAGGUUGGCAAAGACUUCCCUAGAUUGCAUGGAUAAGAUAGCUACAGGCUAUCUCCAAGACCUGCAGUUGGUGCAGACACCUAUUCCAGAAGGAAUUUAGAUCUUGCAGAUAGCUGGGCUUCAGUCUCAUUAGUGUGAGUCAGAACUGUAGGACUGGGCUUUCUGUGUUUCCUUAGCUCGGGGACCACAGGUAUUCAGCAGCGCUGCUGUUUCCACACAGUCUAGCUGUUGAAAGAUGUGAAUAAUGUGGGCAUGUGGCAGCAGGAACCUCACACCUUCCAUGACGUAAUCUUCCCCCUGGGUUUUCCCAGAGCUUACAGAUGGUGGAGGGCAGGGAAGGCCCUGUUGUCAAGAAUGCUGCUGUGUGUCACUCAAAUCUGAUAUUGCCUUUCUUCUCUCCCCUGCCCUGUUCAUCCUUCAGAAAGGAAUCUCAUGAACCCUUUCAACUUGCCCAACCUUUAUCAGAAGCUGGAGAGUGAUCCCCGCACAAGAGGCUUGCUCAGUGAUCCGAGCUACAGAGAACUGAUCGAGCAGCUCCGCAACAAGCCUUCAGACCUGGGGGCGUAAGUGCCUGGAGUGGGAGUUGGGAAUUGUAUGCUGUAGGGUUGUCUUUCCGAGUCAUGCCCAAGACUCAUCAGGCCCAGAAUUCUAUCUCACAGCUUCCUAAAUGUUCCUGGGAGCUCAUAAGUGGGGCUUGGUGGUGAUUGUCUUAUCCUGCUUCUCAUCACCAGUAUUUUGGCAUUCACAGAUAACAUUGCUUUUGUAUGUGUGGAUAUAAUUUAACUAUCACAGUUAAUAAUUUUGUGUACUUGACAGAAGGGCAGUUUGAGGUUGUCAUGGCACCUGUACCGCUUGAAGGGAACACCAUUAAAAGGAAUUCCAGGAUAUAGGAAUUAUGCAAGGCAGCUUAAGAAAUAUUUAAAUCACAAUAGUAGAAUAUAGCAGAAGUAAAAAUAUAACUGAGGCAUUUCAGGUAAGACAUAGUGUUCAGCAGAAUGUCUUCAACCUGGUAUAUUAAAAGUCUGCUGGAAUGAAAAAUUAUUGAGAGCCAGUAUGGAUGGUGUUGUAGUUCGAAUGAGAGAGCUAGAUCCAGGAGCACCUCUAAAUUUCUAACUAAGGGUUCAUAUUUACUUUUUUAAUGUGCUUGAAGUCCGGCAGCAACCAGGAAAAAAACCUGCUUCGUGCAUAGUAUCGGAAAUUGAGUUAAUGUGGGUGGCGUUCAGCACAAGGAUCUUCAGUUUCAUAGGAAGUUUGUAGCAAAAACCUCAAAGAGCCUUAAACAGGGUGUCUUUUAAGACAGUCUUUCAUAAAAUUGAUGGACUUGGUCCAUUUCAGAAAAAUCACAGAAACAUAGCUGCCCCUCAAAGCUGCUGGAGUAUUCAAUAGCCUUACCGUUAGAAAAUGGAGUCUGACACUGACUUGCGCAGAACUAGAUCCUGGGGGCUACAUCCACCUAUAUCUUAUUCAGAGUAGUCUAAUUCAAAUGAAUGGACCCGCAUCAGUCAUUGAUUUCAGUGGGUCUGUUCUGAGCCAGACCAACAUUGGUUGCAACCUCGGGUCUCAAGCACUUAGUCCACCAAGCUGCAUUUCUUCAUGACCCAUUUUGUGGCCUGCCUUCGUGACAGGAAACUAAAGGACCCGCGGGUGAUGACAACCCUUGGGGUGCUACUUGGAGUUGACUUGGCCAGUGCAGAUGAUGAGGACGAAGCGAUGUCUCCACCCCCUCCGCCACCCCCCAAGAAGGAGCCCAAGCCAGAACCCAUGGAGGAAGAUCUGCCGGAGAAUAAGAAGCAGGUACUGGCUGGCCCAGGAGACUUGGCUGCAACAGUAGAGUGCUCAGUCUCAGCACUAUGUACCUUAUUCAGAAGAUAUAUUGACUGGCUACCUUUUCUUAAAAGCUUUUUUAUAGCUGUCAUCUUAUCACAGGUCUUGUUAAACAUACCAUACAAAAUACCAAGGGUACAUAAAAUCAAAAUUAAUACACAGUAAUCAAAAACUCGUACUUAAGGGAGUGGGUGGCGCUGCGGUCUAAACCACUGAGCCUCUUGGGCUUGCCGAUCACCACAACAGGGUGAGCUGCUGUUGCUCUGUCCCAGCUCCUGCCAGCCUAGCAGUUUGAAAGCACUCCAGUGCAAAUAGAUAAAUAGGUACUGCUGCAGUGGGAAGGUAAACGGCGUUUCUAUACGCUCUGGUUUCCGUCACUGUGUUCCAUUGCGCCAGAAGCAGUUUAGUCAUGCUGGCCAAUGACCCAGAAAGCUGGCUGUGGACAAAUGCUGGUUCCCUUGGCCUGAAAGUGAGAUGAGCACAGCAACCCUAUAGUUUGACUGGACUUAACCGUCCAGGGGUCCUUUACCUUUUUUUUUACCUUUACUCUUAUGUCUUACAGAUUAGGUCUAACAUGACCCAGUGAAAUUAAUCAACAUGGCAAAUUUAGGUCCAUGAACUUCAGUGGGUCUACUUUGAGUAUAACUUGGUUCAAAAGAACCCUAUGCUGUUUUGGUGAACUGCCCAGAAUGUCAGCCACUGGAUGGAAUGGGAAUGUAAUUGAUAAAUAAUGGUACUAAAAUACAUCAGAAAUCCAUUAUCAGGAAAAUGUGGCAGUAUCAAAAUAUCCUCAUUAAAGGAAUGCUGCAGCUUUCACCAGGCCCACAAAAUAUAUUGAUGUCUGUAACAAGCAGAUCUGUUAUGGAGGGUAUUCCACAGCUGGGAUGCCAGAACCAUAAAGCUCUCUGGUAGCUGCACACCUAACACCUGAAGUUGGGGUGAGGGGUGUGGUUUUUCAGGGUCUCAACUGAUCUCAAACACUGGGCAGGUUCAAAUGGCCAUCCUUGAAAUACACUUACACGUAAGAAAUGCUGUCUCUGGCAAGGUGGAGAUUUUUUGGCUGAAUUAUGUCUUGCCAUUCUGCAAUACCAGUUAUUAAGUUGAGUGUCUGUUGCCUUUCAGGCUCUUAAGGAAAAAGAACUGGGGAAUGAGGCUUAUAAGAAGAAAGAUUUUGAGGUAGCCCUGAAGCAUUAUGACAAGGCAAAGGAGCUGGAUCCAACCAAUAUGACAUACAUCACGAACCAAGCAGGUGAGAUUGUGGGGCAUCAUUCUUCCCAUCCCAGGCAGAGCUGAGGUGCAUGAACAGCCUCAUGGUAGGUUUAAAAUGGCAAAAAACAAAGUUUAGCGUGGGCUGGAGUUGAACCAGGUCAGUAAGGUUCCUUUAAACCAGGGGUGGGAACCCUGUGUCCCCCCAUAUGUUUGGUCAUUGUCGUGCACUGGUCCAUUCCUGGGUACUGACAGAGAAAGCAGUGAGGCUGGAGUUAAGGCUGGUUGAAGGUUGUGGGACCAUGGAUAGCUCGGAAUGAGCAACUUGCUCUGACAAAGAUUAGGAGCGAAAUGUUGAAGAGAUGGCUUGCUCUUGCCAGAGGCCUGAACUGAUAGCUUGAAAGCAGGCCAAGCGCCGCAUAAAUUUUAUUUUCAUAAUAAAUAAAACUAGACGGAAGCUAUGGAUUUCCCAGCCAGAGGUCUUCAUUUGUAGCUCACCCAGUCUUGGGAAAUCAGGGGUUCACGACUGUGUCUUUCCCCUUCCUUUUCCUGUAGCGGUGUAUUUUGAGAAGGGGGACUACAACAAGUGCCGGGAACUGUGUGAGCAGGCCAUUGAAGUGGGACGCGAGAACCGGGAGGAUUACCGGCAGAUUGCCAAGUGAGUAGCAUUCACAUUUUUUGCUCUGCCCACUUUCCCCUCUGGCUCCACCCACCACUGAGCCAUGUGGUAGAGCAUUUGAUUUUUUAAAAACGUGGUUGCUUAAUUUAAGACGUUGAGCUAAUGCAGGGGUGAGAGAUGUGGAGAACCUGUGACCCUCUAGAAGUUGUUGGACUCCAACUUGUUUCAGCCCCAGCCGGUGUGACCACAGGUUAGGGAUGAUGGCAAUUGUGGUCUAAGAGUAUCUGGAGGGCAACAGGUCUCCCACCCCUGAACUAAUGAGACCUGACUGCUGACUGAAUAAAGCUUUAUGCAUGAGCUGAAUGGAAACUUGAGUCAUGACGGCUUGAAAUGUACUCUAUUGCAUGGUGCUGUGUGACCUAGAUUCUGCUGGGCUAUAAAAUCACUACCCUGCCUAGCCUGCCUAACACAAAUGUAAGAAGAUGGCUGGACUAGAUAGACGUUUGGCCUGACCCAGCAGGAGCCUGUUUUCCACAAUGGCCAACCAGAAGGCCCCCAAGCAGAGCGGAGUGCAGUAGCCCUCUCAGCCACUGGUAGCCCUUGAUAGCUUAAUUCCUUCCUUGAAUUUGUCUCAUCCCCUUUCAAAGGCAUCCAAGUUGGCAGCACUCACCACAUCUUGUCAUAGCCAAACUCCAUCAUUUAACAUAUGUGAAGACAUGAUGAGGGAUAGCUCAGUUGGUAGAGCAUGAGACUCCUAAUAUCAGGGUCAUGGGUUUGAGCCCCAUGUUAAGCAAAAGAGUUCUGCAUUGCUCUGAAAUUCUGUGAUUCUAAGACGUACUUCUUUUUGCCUAUGCUGAAUCUUCUUCCAAUAACCUUCACUGGAUAAUCCACCCUGGGUCUUUAGUAUUAUGGGAGGGAGAACACUUUCUAUCUACUUCUUCCACAUAGUGCAGAAUUUUAAACACCUGAUCCAUCCCUCUGAUCCAUUUUGGUUGCUUUCUUUCUUCUUUUCUUUUCUUUUCUUUUCUUUUCUUUUCUUCCUUUCUCUUUUCUUUUUUGUGUUUACAGUAUCCUUCUUAAGAAGCAGUAGCAAGAACUGUACACAGUAUUCCAAAUGUGCUCGCAACAUAGAUGUAUAUAAAGAUUAUUUCUCCUAGCAUCCCUUAGCAUGGCAUUUGUCUUUGUCCUGCAUGCCCCUGCCCUUCCCCUGCAACAAAGCCUCCUGGGAAUCAUGGGUCAGGGUUCUUCACCUAUUGGAUGCUUUCCAGCAGCUCAUUCCAUGGCCUGUUCUCUUGAAUAUAGAGCUUAUGCCCGGAUUGGCAAUUCCUACUUCAAGGAGGAAAAGUACAAGGAAGCCAUUCAGUUUUACAACAAGUCUCUGGCUGAACACCGGACUCCGGAUGUACUGAAAAAGUGUCAACAGGCAAGUGUUUGUUUGCAAGAGCUUUGCUAUAGCUCGGGGUUGGGAAACCUCUCCCACUCCUGAUGUGGCUGGCCUACAAAUCCCAUUACCCCUGACCAACCCCUGCUGGCUGGGGUUGAUGAGAGUUGGGAGUCCAGCAGCAUCCACCCUCCUCACCCCCUAGAUACUCCAGCCAAACCUGCAAACUCUGGCUCCCCCAUGCAGUUCUGGCCCUCCCCUUUUUUCCCAGCCAUGCAUUGGUCUGUCUUGUUCAGAAAUUGUCUACUCUGAUUGGCAGCAGCUCUCCCCAGUGUCUUGAGCACAGAGAGGGGUCUCUCCCAUCUCCUGCUAUCUGCUCCUUUUUGACUGAAGAUGCUGUGGCACCACGUUUGACGUUUAGGAAGUUGCCUUCUAUCGGUUUUGACUAUUUGUUCAGCUGGCUCAGUGUUUACUGUGACACUGGCUCGCCAGGCACAUAUCUGUCGUGUCACCUCCUAGCUGGUCCUUUUAAAUGGAGAUGCCAGGGAUUGAACCUAGGACCAGCAACACGCACAGUAUGUCUUCUACAACCAAACUGCGACCCCUCUCUGUAGUCUCUGCUGGUGCUUCCUUAUGCUAAAAUCAGGUGGCUUGGUCCAUCUAGUUCAGUAUUGUCAACGCCAGUGAUUCCCAAACUUUUUAUCCCACUAUCCAUUUGAAAACUGCUAAUAGCUUUGGUGGGCUGUGCAAUGCUUUCUUUGCCUGUUGCAAUGUGUUGUGCUAAAUGCUGUUUGAUUUUUAAUUGUCGUUUUAUAACUUUUUUGCAGUAUUUUACUGUAUUACAGUUUGAAUUUCAUAGAAUUCAAAUUGUAAUACAAUAAAAUACAACGUAAGAAUCAAAAGUAGCAAAAAUUUUUUACAAUAAUCAAUAUGAAUACCGUACUUAAUGCAAUGAAUGUGCUGCCUCCCAUCUUCAAAAUUGAACCCAUAGACAUGCUGUGGACUACCUGACUGGAGCUUGUGGACCACUGGUGGUCCACAGACCAGCAUUUGGGAACCCUUGGUCUACCCUGACUGACCUAUUAAUUUCAGUGGUUCUACUUUGAAUAUAACAUAGUUGGCUAUGACCCUGGGUGUUAACACUGGCUAUUCAUUCACAUCCAGGGUGAUUGUGACCAUUUUAAAGCCCUAUGUGGCUUCAGUGCCAGUUCCUUAGGAACACAUUCUCCUUUACUUCUUUGAGAUUUGAUGAGGAGGCUCUUCCGCACAUCCCCUGAACUAUGGCCAUAUCAAGAUUGAUGUGGCUGAAUUAUUGAAGUCUCUCAGGAGACUCAUUUGCCCCUGCCCCCUUUAUAUGCAGUCCUCUGACUAGUCAAAAGUUGUUUCAUUUAGUUAGGUGGUGUGUAAGCUGCCAUGAUAAUAUGGUGUGCUGUUGCUUACAGUUGAAAGGUUGGCUAUCAGUCUUCUUAGGUUAGGGUUGCUGGGGAAGGAUAGGGACCCUCUCUCCAAAUUUUCCAAUAGCACUGACACCUUGAAUCCACGCAAUAAGGCUUAGCUGCUUCAUAAAUCUGCUGCCUCAGAUCUGACAGGACUGUUCAAGCUCACUUUCUGUUUCAGGCUGAGAAAAUCUUGAAAGAGCAAGAAAGAGUCGCCUAUAUAAAUCCUGAUCUUGCUCUGGAAGAGAAAAACAAAGGCAAUGAGUGUUUUCAGAAAGGUAAGGGAUUGUGCUUGCAAGUCCAUUGUUGUUCUGUGUACUGAAAGGUAGCCACUGCAAAAAGCAGGGGGCUACUUGUUAAUUGCAGAGACUGUCUUGGAAAUACUGGUGAGAGUAGCUGAGUGAUCGAUUUUUGCAGAAGAAAUAGGCCCAGAUGCCUAACUAUCCUGUCCAUAGUGACAUGAGUUUCUGUAAGGGCAUGUGUUGAACUGAGAGUAUAUUAAGCCAUGUAACUAAUGUAUUUUGCUUGUCACUGUAUAAAAUUUCUUUCAUAUAAUGUACAGGUAUAACAAUCAAUAAAAACAGCUAUAAAAGCAAGUAAUACCGUUCCAGUUAGAAUGGUAUAUAAUUCAACAAAAGUCUUACUUUGGUGAACCAGACCUCCCUUCGUAGUUGAUGUUUUGGUAAAGAAUGUGCAGACUUUGUAAGAGCCCCAAGUCACAUCUGGCCAUAAACUCACAAAGUGGGUUUAGAUAAGCCUCCUUUCUCCCAACACUGCCCCCUCUCCAAUCUACAAUAUGGGGUUGAUAAUGCUAACCUACCUUAACAUGGUUAUUGACACAAGAAAAGCCUUGCUGCAUCUAGUCCUGCACCCUGCUUCCCCACAGUAGCUAACCCAUUGCCUCCAGGAAGCAGACCUGGAAAGCAGCAUCCCUUCCUAGCUAGAGAAGUGAACAGGAGCAAUCAAUCAGGACCUCUGUUCCAUUCCUUGCCCCACCUGCCUUUCCAUUUUGGUUCCCCAGCCGUUCAGAAUUCCAUGGUAUGGCCAGUCUUUAUUAGGCUGCCUUUGGGGAUUUCCCUUUAGGUUAUAGUUAACAUUAUUAUCAAUACAAACAUUUAGAAUGUUUUUGUUCUUCUGCAAACUUGUUGGUUCUGCCAAGCCUGCCAAUAGCUCCCUCUUUGCCGUGGGUGGUGCUAUUUUUUGGCUAGGCAUGAAAUUGCACACACAGCCUAAACGUUGGAAAUGGAGGGAAUGUCAACUGUCUCUUAGCAUGGAGUUCACACUUAGCUGUGCCUAAUCAGUCCUUCGUAAGGAUUAUUGAAAUAACGUGUGGAGAAUUUGGAUCUUUCGGGGAGCUUUGCAGCUGUAAUAGAUUAAGAUCGUGGGACCAGACUUCGACCAUGAACAAGAAUGUACUCGGAGGCUCUGGUGCUUGCCUUUUGCAAGACAAGUGCUUUAUUGGAACAGUUACAUGAGAAGAUGGAUUUGAUGACUGUUGCGAUCGGAAAUUUUGGACAGGCAGUGGGUACCUAUAUAGAACCCACUCAGGAAUUAAUUCAGGAAUGUGCUUUGACAGAUGAGAUGAAGGAGGAGGUUGUUGCUGGACCUCGGGUGGCAGAGAUGGAGGGAGCUGUGGCCCAACAGGAACAUGAGUUGUUGGAAUUGACGAAUGAACCUGGAAAAAGUCAGAUUUGGAGAGAUGGAGUUCUGUUUGCUUUGGAGAUGGGGGGCUGGAUCGACACCCCCCCCCAUGCAAGGAUGUUUUGAUUUUGAUUUUUCAAGUCUGGCCUUGGGCUGGGGGGAGCUCGGAGUUGUGGGGGCCUCUAACUUUGGAGGGGCCUCGAAACAUGCCUUCACAUACCACAUGGAUUUCAGUGUUGACUAUGGAAAAGGGGCUGACGUGUCGAGAAGGGACAAAAAUAUUGUCAAGCUGGAGUCUCCCCGAGUGAAAGGAGCAGAAGACAAAGUAAAGUACAGGUAUAAAUAUGAAGAAGACCUGCGGAAGGGACAUGGAAGAGACUUAAGAGCCUCGGACAUAAGGUCACCAGGUUGAUGGACUAGAUGGAUGGGAUAGAAAGGACUGACAAAACCCGAGACCAGGAAGAAGAGACGAUGGAUGAAGAUUGGAAGAAAUUUUUAAAAAUUCAUUUAGAAAAGUAUUGUAAAAUUAAUGAGUAUUAGAAAAACGUUGGAAUGAAAUUAUUGGGCUUUAGCAGAAAUGUUAAAAAAAUUUUUGUAAGAAUAUGUAAUGGUUAAGAGAAUUUGGUAUAAAUAAGUUUUAAGUUUUAGGAUUUUUUAUGGUAAGAUAAGGUUAAAAUAGAUUAAGGUAAUUUAAUGACAAUAUUGUGAAAGAUGGAAAGGAUUUGCUGAGAUAAUUAAUAACUAGAAUACAAAAAAGGGAGGUGUGAGGAGGUCGAUGAAAUAAGGUAAUGACAGUUAAGGAUUUGGGAAUAUUGGAUUUGUUUUUAAAAAAUUUUGUUUACUUUUGCUUUUUGAAUUUGAUGUAUUGUGUGUUUUGUUUUUUCUUUUUGACUUUGGUUUUUACUGAUUUGUAUUGUUUAAUUGUUACUUUUGUCUACUUUUUUCUUUCCUUUUUUCUCUCUCUUGUUUUUUCCUUUUUAUUUCUUUGUAACCUUAAAAUUCUCAAUAAAUAUCAUUUAAAAAAAAAAGAGAAUUUGGAUCUUUCAAAAAACCUCUAUAUGAGCUAAUGAUUCUUCUUCCCUCACAGGGGACUAUCCACAAGCAAUGAAACACUACACAGAAGCCAUCAAACGCAACCCCAACGAUGCCAAACUGUACAGCAACAGAGCUGCCUGUUACACCAAAUUGCUGGAGUUCCAGUUAGCAGUAAAGGUCAGGAUCCUAGGCCAGUGUUGUGCAAAUUCUGUUCUGGGGAGAAAGGGCUCUUACCAGAAGCUCAUUGGGUUCCUCAGUGUUAGAUUAGUUUUGGUGGGCACACUUCCUGGAAAGGGGCUUUUCUGCCUGUAUCUUCCUUCCUCUGCCAAAUAUAGGGGACUGUUGGUUGUGUCUCACAACACACUCCCAUUGCACAGCACAUGUGCCCCUUUAAAUUUCACCCCAAAUCCUCUACAAGGCUGGGAGCUCUGUGGCAGACAAUUCAACGCAGAAGUUAAGAGAAACUUUAGGUCUAGGCAUAGGAGGCUGCCUUGGUAUGGAGCCAAACCAUUAGUCCAUCAUGCUUACUAUUGUCUUCACCAGAAGUGGGGGACUGAAUUCAGUCAGUGAGCCAGACUCUUACCUACCACAGGCCAACUUUUGUCAGGUGGGCAGGUCACCAAUGGUAAGGCUAUUUCCAUGCAGCAACAGCCAUAGCUGGUGGACCAGCUGAAACUGGCAAGAAUCACUCCUAGCUGCUGGGGUCAUCUGGCCAUGGAAGAAACCACAUUGUUGGUGUCCAGCUUCUUUUCUCUUUGCAGUGAGCUCUUUUAUAAGGAGGACCUUUGCAAUCUGAAGUUCAGACCCAAAUUUGCCACCUCAUCUGCCACUUAUGUGAACUAGGCUUAGGAGCAGGGAUAGGGAACCUCUGGUCCCCCAGAUGGUCAUGGACUAGAACUUUCAUCAUCCCUGACCAUUCUCCCUGUGACUUAUAGGAGUUUGAAUCCAGCAAUUCUUGGAAGGCCGCAGGUUCCCUAUCGCUGCUUUGCAAGCAACUGCUUGAAAUAAGCUCAGGUGUCUUGGCACAAGGCCUAGCUAGCGUUGUGCCUGUAAUCUACCCACAAACAGCCGUAGGUGGUUCAGGAUAAUCCAUGUGGUUUUGGUAGCUUUAUAGUCCUUUCCAGGGAGGUGUUCUGAAGGUGAUCUCUGAUUCUUUGGUACCACUAGCCUGCUGGAAUUGAAGGUAAUCCCACACUUAGGCAGACUAAUUAGGCCCCCAGUGUGGUUCCAUGGUUAGGAACGGUAGAGAUGGAUUGUUCUUACCUCCAUCCCAUCUGCCCACCUUCCCAUUCCCAAACCUGGCAGUCUGAUAGCAGAGGCAUAAGCAUCCGGGGGUGCAAAUGGAGAGAAGGCUUUUCUGACUGGGAAUGGCUGGAGAAGGAACAGAUGAGCCUUGCGCUCAUUUCUGAAAAAUCGAUUUUUAAAGCAGCUUCUCUUCCUUCCACAGGACUGUGAAGAAUGUAUCUGCCUGGAACCCACAUUCAGUAAGUACAUGAAUAUGUCAAUUGGAAGGAAGUGAUUUGGGAAGGUUAAAGGCAAGAACAGGUCAUCAGGCAAGGGCUUGGGGUUAUGCAGCUUAAGGGAUGGUUGGAGAGUUGGUUUAGGUUUAGCAGCCAGUUAUCUGCAAAAUCCCACUGUGAUGGGGGUUGCACCUUGUUUCAAGAUAACACCAGGCAGUAUCUGGGCUGAGAGGGGCAAGAGCACUUAAUUGGGACAAGGUGCUUGAAUAAACAAAGGGGGUGGGGUGACUCAAACUGAGAUAUAUGAAGGAAUAGGAUAAAAGAUGCAAAUAAGUUCAAAAGUUUGAUGACUUUUGCUCUUGGCUUGCAGUCAAAGGCUACACACGCAAGGCAGCAGCACUGGAAGCAAUGAAAGAUUAUACCAAAGCCAUGGAUGUCUACCAGAAAGCCCUUGAGCUGGACUCCAACUGCAAGGUGAGCACUUGCUGGAUAUACAGCUGUGGCAGAGAAAUGGGAAAGAGCUUCCCUUAAACGCAGGUAAUAGCAAGUGGGAAGGAAUUAAAACUGACCUCGUCAUGGUCAUGAAGGAAGGGCCUUUCCAGUGAAGUCCAGCCUUCAAAAGGGGGGGGUGGUAUCAGUUCUCCUGGAAAUGGGGUGUUUCUGAACUUUCAGCAAAUUGGCUUCUUUCCUCCUACCUGUACACACUUCAUCUGUCCCAUCUGUUUUUGCUAAGAACGUAACAGGCCUUCUAGGACACAGCAAAGAUUCAUGUGGUCCAGCUUCUUGCUUCCUACAGGGGCCAACCAGAUGUUCUGGGAGAUCCACAAGCAGGGCACACGCUGUUUCUCCCUCCCCCCCCAAAAAAAAAAGUGGUAUUCAGAGAUACAGUGCCUUGGAACAUGAAGUUUCCAUUUAGCCAUUGUUGCUAAUAGCUGUUAAUUGGCCUCCCUGAUUUUUAAAAAUCCUAUUUUAAGACAAGGGCUAUCACCACAUCAGGUGGCAGUGAAUCCCACAAAUUAAUAAUGCAUUCUAUGAAGUAUGUUCUUGUAUCCUAAAUCUGCUUUCCAUCAAUCUCAUUGGGUGAGUCAGAAAUGUUCAGGUAUAAUUUGGGGAUGGAGAGGAUUCUAUUUUUGCCUCCCCCAACCUGGUGCCCCUCAGCUGGUGCUGAACUCCCAUCAUCCCCAGCCAGCGUGGUCCCAGUGGUAAAGGCAUGAAGGGAGUUGUGGUCCAGCAGCCUCUAGGGGGCACCAGGAAGGUUGUUGCAAUCCUUACGCAGAAUCUAUCUUUACAAUUUUCACGGCCCACAAGGGGGUAGUGGUGAAUAACUUUCCCUCCAUCACGCCUUGAAGCCAUGUAGCCAAAAACAAUGCAGAGAAAUAAGAAUUUUGCUAGUGUGAAGAUAUUCAAGGGAGGAGGGCGGGGAAACACCCAUCUUGACGUGCCCUCAUGGUCCUGCCUAUUUCCUACAGGAAGCUACAGAGGGCUACCAGCGAUGCCUCAUGUCCCAGUACAACCGCAAUGACAACCCUGAGGAUGUGAAGCGCCGUGCCAUGGCCGACCCAGAGGUGCAGCAGAUCAUGAGUGACCCGGCCAUGAGGCUGAUCCUUGAACAGAUGCAGAAAGACCCACAAGCCCUAAGCGAGUAAGUGAGGGCAGGGAGAAAGCACCAGUGUGGACGGUAGUGUGAUGGCUCUUAACAUAGCCUGUGUGGUGGCUCAGAUGAUGUGCUGGUCCACCUCAUGUUGUCUUCACAGGCAGUGAAGUUCUAGUUUAUAAGUGGAAUGUUUGACGUUGAAGGCCACUAAAGACACAGAGCACUUAGCAGUCUAGCAAUAAGCACAGAUCAGCAUGUAGGCCAAUUGUUUUGCAUUUCUUCUGAUUUUGCAUGCUUCUGUUCUGGAUUCAGUUGAGAACUUCUUAAACGUUCAGAAAUGUUAAAAGUUUCUGAGAUUUGGAGUGUGGUGCCAUGAGAGACAUGAGAAGUAGAGACGUUGAGAGAGAAGAUGUGCAAGACAGUGUCUUGCUGGGGUGGCUGACCUUUGACCCUCCAGAUGCUGCUGAACAAAAAACUCCCAUCAUCCCCAGCCAUUGGCCAUGCUGGCCAGAUGCUCAUGGGACUUUUGUAGUUCAGCAGUUAUCUGCAGGGCAACAAGUUAACCAACAAACAAUGUGUCAGAUUAGAACCUGGAUUCAAAUCCCCGUGUAUCCAUGAAACUUGCUGUGUCACUCAGGGUCAGUCACUGUCUCUCAGCCUAACUCACAGGGAGACACUGGGGAUAAAAUGGGGAGGGGAAAUCUAUGUACACCACUUUGAGGUCCUUUGGCAUUGCGGGGCAGGGGGGCGGGGAGUUGAGAUAUAAACGUAAUACCCGUAUAUACUCCAGUAUAAGCCAACCCGAAUAUAAGCCAAGGCACCUAAUUCUACCACAAAAAACUGGGAAAACUUAUUGACUCGAGUAUAAGCCGGUUUACCACACCACAAACCUGGGUGCUUUCGGGCUGCUUGUUCUUCCGCUGCCACCAGCAGCAAAGGUGGAGGAGGGGGAAGGAGCAGCCCGAAAGGACCCUCACUUGAGUAUAAGCCAAGGGGGGCUUUUUCAGCAUAAAAAAUGAUGUGGAGGUAAGCUUUGAAGAACGCAUCCAUAAAGACUAGACCAAGGUUUCCUAAACUUGGGACUCCAGUUUAUUUGGGACUACAACUCCCAUCAUCCCUAGCUAGCAGGACCAGUGGUGAGGGAUGAUGGGAAUUGUAGUCCAAAAACAGCUGGAGACCCAAGUUUGUGAAACACUGGACUGGACGUGUGUGUUGGCUUUGACAGUGCAGUGCCCAGUUGCACCUUGCUGCCCUGUGGCCUCUGAAACCCUCUGGUCAGUUGCUUGCAGUGAAACCUUGCCUUGAUGCUGAUAAAAGGAUCCCACUAUGGCAGGGAGAGGGAGCCAGGUGUGGCAGGACUAUAGCUCCCAUCGCUCCUGACAUUUGGCCAUGCUGGCUGGGGCUGAUGGGAGUUGAAGUCCAGCAACACCUGGAGGGCUGCCAGUUUCUCCCAUCCCAUGGUUCAGCCUCACAGUGGGGGCAAAGGUCCUGACUUGACACAACUCUCCUCUUUUCCUUUCCCACAGACACUUGAAGAAUCCCGUCAUUGCUCAGAAAAUCCAGAAGCUCAUGGAUGUUGGUUUGAUCGCAAUUCGGUGAUGAUUUUGACUCUGCGCCCUCCCUCCUUCCCCUGUUGAAAAGGGCAGCUGGGACUUCUGGAUGCUGGCAACGCAGUCCAAGGGCGCCCCCACCCCCUCUGUCAGAGGCAGAGACUUGUACAGUUGAGCGGUGUGUUAGUCUCUCUCGCACAUAUACAUGCGUGUGUGCUCACAUCAAGCACCCUGCCAGCACAGGGCGUGGCCUCUCAGUCAUUGUGGCCCCAUCGCUCUGCCACUCAGCAGUUAUUCCCAUUUGUGAGCUGCUCUCUUCUUUCCCUCCCCGCUCCCCCUUCCCAAGUUUUUAAUUAUCUUUGCCGAUGGCUGUGGCGUGGAGAAAGCGCAUCACUUGUUCAUUUGUCUGGUUUCUUUUGGCUGUGAGGCUGCAUUUUUUUUGUCGUCUGCUGCACAUCCAAUAAAAAAGCAAAGUUAGUGGCCUUGGCUUCCCGAGUCGCCUCCGUUCAUGUCAAGGUUCUGGUCUGAGCAUGUGCAUGCUGGCACUCUCACCCGUAGCAGGCAAUCAAAGGUGGCUUCUGCAGUCAUGUCUGCACGAGGCCUUUGGCUUUUCCAAGCAUAGAUGGUCUCUGGCAGCGUGAUUUCUUCAAUACCUUCCUGUGGACAUCUUGAUUCUUCUUCAAACCAGAUCACUAACUUGAUCUCGUCUAGGGUUCUGUUCUCACAAUGGCCAGCCAGUUGUCCCAAUGCGCAGCCCGCCUGCAGGACCCAAGUAUGUCAUCAACUCUCCCCAUUUGCAGUUUCUAGCAACUGGCAUUCAGAGGCAUGCUGCCUCCAGCAGUAGAGGAAGAAUAUAGCCAUUGUGGCUAGUAGCCAUCAAUCCCACUUCCCUCUGUGAAUUUGUCUAACCCUUGUUUUAAACACCCCCCAAGUUGGUGGCCAUAACUGCCUCUUGUGGGAGCAAACAAACAUUCCUAGCGAUUGUCCACGCUGGCUGGGACUAAUUGGAGUGGGAAGGCUAACAAUGGCAGACCACGGGCUCCCCAUCUCUGAACUAGACUGAUAGCAGUUAGGUCUGUGCGUACUCGGCGUAAAGUCCAUAGGCUGUUUUAUUGCAAGCUCAUUCUCCAAACUUGACCAAAACAAUACCAUCCACACACAGUGCUUUUUUUCUGGGGGUACGCAGGGGUACGCAUACCCCUAAACAUUUUGUGAAUCUUUGUACUUUUGUCCAUUUACUGUAUUUAUUUUUCCUGAUUUGAACUAUAAAAUGGUGGUUUUCUUGAGUCAAAAUGAGAGUACCCUGAAACAUUUUUUUAGAAAAAAAGUACUGUCCACACACGAAGGGGAGGCAGGCUUGGGAAAUGCAUGUUUGUAAAGGGACCAAAAAUUGAAAAAUAUCCCCAGCUAGAUGAAUGAGGUCUGAGUGUGCUCAGUGACCACAGAAUGGUGCAUGUCUGGGGUGGUGAGUGACAGUGGAGUAUCCAGGAAAAGGGCAUGAGUCACCCCUUAGUCCUAUAUGGCGCUGAAAUACAUGUCUCAAUUAGUGGAAAUCUUAACUCUUUGACUUCUGAGAUUUCACUGAAGUGUUACCUAAGUACUUAAUAUUAAGGGCUGUAGAAAUGUUGACAUUAGCCAGGAAAUAGUGUCAACUUUGGCCUUACUCUUGCAUUAAGCAAGGACAUGUUCCUUGCCCUUUGCUAGACUCUGCUUAAGGAAAAUAGUAGCUUGAUUUUUAAGGCACCUUAAAGGACCUCUGGGGCUUGCAGGGGGUGCCUAAUCUUCCAGGAAUCUUGAAGGAUGGCCAAACACCCAAUAGCACUGUAGCAAUUUAUCUGUCUAGGUGGUCUGGGUUCUCUCCAGCCUGCCAGGUCUUUAAGGGGGGUUGAUGUGCUUUCCUUUCUAAAUUCCUCCAGUUUUCAUUGCCCAGCUGCGGGCUGCUUGUUUAUAUUCUUUGGUUAGGGGCAUAAUCAGCCUGAGGAUGAGAGAAGACUUGACUUCCCUAUGACCAUUCUGUGGAUUUGUCUAAUGGCAUACUUCACAGAGAAGGAUCCUGUGGCUCUUGACAUAUUGUUGGACUCCCAAUUCCCAUGAAUGCCAGUCAGCGUGGCCUAUUGGUCAUGGAUAAUGGGAGUUGUAGUCCAACAACUUCUGAAGGGCUAAAGGUUCCCUAUUCCAACCAUACUUUAAUCGGGGACUUCCAAGUUUGAACUGUUUGCUUACGCAGAAAGGUGUGGCUUCUAAAAUUACCCACCCCUCCACAGCUGCAUGCAGAGGAGGCAGGUUUUCACCCCCUCCUUACUCAUCAAAUGAUGGAUGUGAUGACCAAGGAGGGGGCUGGACUGCACAGAGAUUUAAGCCUCUCUGCCCGCAUUUGUUUUCUUUUUGUCACCACCUAUGAAAGAAGUGGGGUCUUGAGGGGGACAGAGAAAAAAGCCCUUUAAUGUAUCUGAUCAAUUCCCUGGGCCCAGGAGGGUAGCCUCUCCUGUUCUGUCCCCCCCUUAAUUACAGCAUCUAGAGGGCAGCACGCACUAGACCCCCACAUUUGAACUAAAAACAGGGAUGGGGAAGCAGUGGCCCUCUAAAUGUGGGGCUCCAGCUCCCAUCAGCCCCAGCCAACAUGACCAGUGGUCAGGGAUGGUGGGAACUGGGAGUCCAGCAACAUCCGGAGGAUUGCAGGUUUCCUGUUCCUGAGCUAAACAUUUCUGUGAGCAGCUAUAGGCUGAGUUCUUAACUAUUUGACUAGAGAAAACAAACGCUUUACACCUGUGUUGUUCAACCUUGGUUCCCUGGGUGUUGCUGGACUGCAACUCGCAUCAUUCCUUGCCAGCUUAGCCCAUGGUCUAGGAUGAUGGGGAUUGAUUUCCAACAGCAUCAAUGGUUUGCUAAGCUUGGAUUGCCACCCGUUAAACCAACAGGCUCCCUGAUACUCAAAAGUGGGUGACAUGGUUGCUGUCACUGGCAGGACACCAAUAGGGGUGAAAUGCAGAACGUGAGUCACUGUGUCUGAUGGGUGUGGGGGCGUAUUCAAUUGUCAACAACUUUCUUGCACCAGCAGCUCAUGUUUUCCAGACUCGGGAUGAUUCAUUUCGAGGCUUCCCCUUUUAUUUCUUACACGCUUCUUGUUAAAUUCUGCUGUAGGAGUUCUUAUUGCAACAGUGCCAGAGUUCAACUGCCCUGUAGUGGAGCAGGCAAGCAUACAGUUGCUGCUUUGUCCUACAUCUACACACACACCCCCGGCCAGGAAUUGACCAUAAAUGUAGCCCAAAAGUCAGAAACCUUUGAAGGAGCCAUAUUUGGGAGCAACCAGUAAGAUGGACUGCAUCUUCUUUGCCUUUUUUUUUAAUUAAAAAAAAAAGCUUUUAAAGAAAUUCUGAAGGGUUACCUGCAUAGAUAAUGAAAAUAACUGCAAAUAUUUACCCAUGUUUGGGGAAAAUGCCAAUGGUUUACUUAAAGUCAGGGAAGGCUGGUUACUCAGAUAAGGUGGGGCAGAACCCUGCCUUUAUCUUUUUCUGCACCCCGAAAUCUAAAGCUAUAGGCCUGAAGUGUUUCUGUCCCCCACAAUUGUAUUCAUAAGUUUCGUAUCAUUGAGAGACACCACCAUGGAAUCUUUUCAGUCUAUGUCUCUUAAUACAAGCAGAACUGAAAAAUCACAGCUAUAUCUAGGCAUUUGAUGUUGAUUUUUGAGAAAUGUCAAACUACAAAACAGUUCUGCAGGUAAAAUGUGUAGGGGCUUUCCAGUGUUUUGCAUUGUUGGUAGCAUGCAUGCUUAUCUUCCUCUUGGACAGAAGUUAGGCGUGUGUCCGAGGUACAAUGAGCUCCUGGCUCUGGGAGCAAGUUCAUUCCUUUGAUGCCAAGGUGACGGACUUGGGAAAGCUAAGAGAGGCAGCAAAGUUGGUGGGUGAGACCUUUAGGGAAGUUAUAGCUGUGUCCCACUUCCACUCUCAUAGCUCCCUUGCUGUCAGGGAGAGGGAGAGCCUAGGACAGAGAGCAUGGUUCCCUUAGAAUGGACCCAGCUCCUUGGAGGAGCACAGCUAUCCUCUGCUGAGGACACAUCGCUGUGGGAUGGAGGGAUCAUGGUAGCAGACAAUUGAAUCAUUAGGAACAUAGAUAGUUGGGUCUGUAGUGGGCAUAGAGACCACAGGGUGAAUUGCCUGCCUAGUGCAAAGGUUGCAGGUGUUGUAUAUUCCCUCAGUAGCCUUGUAGAAAGUGCUGGAGAGGAGUGGUGGCAGUGGUGCGUAUUGGCACCAAUGACAAAGGGAAAUGUACUGGUUUGUUUAUUAUUAUUAUUAUUAUUAUUAUUAUUAUUAUUAUUAUACAAGAAUAUGUAGGCAUAAAAAAUACAUGUAACUGAGAAAAAGUACAGUGUUGCAGAAUAAAAUAACGGCAAGCCAGUGUACC
Molecule: messenger RNA, 26387 nt
Organism: Podarcis lilfordi (Lilford's wall lizard)
Lineage: Eukaryota; Metazoa; Chordata; Lepidosauria; Squamata; Lacertidae
Source: the annotation of a GenBank genome assembly